Priapulus caudatus is the source of this 4533-nucleotide messenger RNA. Its product is annotated as eukaryotic peptide chain release factor GTP-binding subunit ERF3A-like. The record is from RefSeq and is a predicted model, not a curated record. Gene Ontology annotation, cellular component: translation release factor complex. Lineage: Eukaryota; Metazoa; Priapulida; Priapulimorpha; Priapulimorphida; Priapulidae. The coding region runs from base 151 to 1905 and encodes 584 amino acids. Gene Ontology annotation, biological process: translation. The transcript is spliced from 16 exons. Gene Ontology annotation, molecular function: GTPase activity; translation release factor activity; GTP binding.
AACACGAACGUUGCGCAAUUUUGUGAACACGCAUGCACAAGAACAUGUGACGUCGACUCGUUACACGCGGAUAUAGUCGGAUCAUUGACCAGCGUUUGUGAAAUCGCGUUGUAAAAUUCGCAGCUGGUUUUACAUCUUAUUCGGUUUGCCAUGGAUCCUACCGAUACACAAAAGCAUGAAGUCAACAACUGGGAAGACCGAGGAGACCUCGAGCCGGGAGGAAACGGCGAUCCCGUAGAAAAGCUCACAAAGCCAUUUUCCGGCUCGAGCUUUGGUUUCAACCCCGAUGCUGCGCCAUUCGUGCCUUCAUUUGGCAGUGCCCAACCUCAAAACAACAUUGUCCAGAAUGCAGAAAAUACUUCAGGAGAGACAAAUACAGUGAGAGAAUCGUCACCACCUGCGGCAGCAUCGCUAACAGAUGGAGGCGCUGGAAGAGAGGACUCUCCUGUGAGCAGUCAAGAUGAUGCAGCUGAUUCGUGGGAGGCGCAGGCUGAAGAGAGCCCGGCGAGCACGCCGGAGGACGAGGAGGAGGAGGAGACGAGCGAUGCGCCGCAGGGAGAGGGCGUGCGCGCCCCGCCGAAGCCGAGGAAGAAGCACAUCAGCAACGAGCCGCUCGUGAAGAAGGAGCACAUCAACGUCGUCUUCAUCGGCCACGUCGAUGCGGGUAAAUCUACUAUUGGCGGGCACAUCAUGUAUCUUACGGGGAUGGUGGAGAAGAGAACGCUAGAGAAAUACGAACGAGAGGCGAAGGAAAAGAACCGAGAGACAUGGUACCUCUCCUGGGCCCUCGACACCAAUCAGGAGGAGCGAGACAAGGGAAAGACGGUGGAAGUCGGCCGCGCGUUCUUCGAAACUGCCAACAGACACUUCACGAUCCUCGACGCACCGGGCCAUCGGAGCUUCGUGCCCAACAUGAUCGGUGGUGCUUCCCAGGCCGACUUGGCCGUCUUGGUGAUAUCGGCGCGCAAAGGCGAAUUUGAAACCGGAUUCGAGCGAGGCGGUCAGACGCGCGAGCACGCUAUGCUUGCGAAGACAGCCGGCGUGAAACAUUUGAUAGUUCUCAUUAACAAAAUGGACGAUCCGACAGUGCAAUGGGAAGAGACAAGGUACAACGACUGCAAGGAAAAGCUCAUCCCCUAUCUGAAGAAGUUGGGGUUCAACCCUAAGACAGACUUGUACUUCAUGCCAUGCUCAGGCCUUACGGGGGCUUUUCUUAAAUAUCCUAUAGACGAACAAAUUUGCUCGUGGUACAGGGGACCUUGCCUCAUCGAGUAUAUAGAUAGCUUACCAUCGAUGAGCCGACAACAGGAAGGACCAGUGCGCAUGCCGAUCGUAGACAGAUACAGGGACAUGGGAACAGUGGUGCUUGGAAAGCUGGAGUCAGGGAAGAUUUACAAGGGACAGAUGCUACUACUAAUGCCUAACCGGACCUCGGUGGAGGUAAUGACCAUCAUCUCGGAUGAAAUAGACACAAAUGAAGCUGAAUCUGGAGAAAAUAUCAAGGUCAAGUUGAAAGGCGUUGAGGAAGAGGAUGUCUCCCAAGGUUUCGUGCUGUGCACACCAAAUGCACCAUGCAGCACUGCCUCUACCUUUGAUGCACAGGUUGUGAUCCUGGAGCACAAGUCCAUCAUUUGUGCAGGCUAUAGCUGUGUGCUACAUAUCCACACCUGCAUAGAGGAGGUCACCAUCAAGGCAUUGCUGUGCCUCAUUGACAAGAAGACGGGAGAGAAAUCGAAGACCCGGCCGAGGUUUAUCAAGCAGGACCAAAUUGCCAUCGUGCGUUUCCAGUCGGCGGGCACAAUCUGUGUCGAGUCUUUCAAGGACUUCGCGCAGAUGGGGCGCUUCACACUGCGAGAUGAAGGGCGAAGCAUUGCCAUCGGCAAGGUGUUGAAGAUCAUCGAGUAGAGAGGACCCGAGUGACGAAUCGAUCGGAGAGAGCACGGCCCGCGCAAUGAACACGAUGUGAUGUAGAAGCAAGAACCACCGAAAGCAUGCCAGAGGAUUUGCGACGGCGGCACACACCGAAAACUUGCGAGCUCGACGACCGUGCCCCGGGUGACCGGCGCGCGCGACCACUGCCCCCCGCCUCGUGAUGAACCCCCUUCCUUCCCCACCCGACGCGCGGGAAUGUGAGACGAUCCGGGUUUGCGACGGCAGGCGUCGCCGCUCGCUAUCGUGUCCCGAUGGAGACGUCUGCCUCCGUCGCUCCCGUCGUCGAAUUACGAAUCCGAUGGUGAGAGUUGUUGCGGACGACGACGACAGGUAGUCGGCGUCAUCGCUGCCUUUACGCGAGAGAGUUUGUCUGUUAGCGGUUAGUUUGCUCGUGUGCGAUUAGAACCAAGGCUCACCUCACCGUUAGACAUUUGUGUAGCGUGCAACUGCUACCACUGCAGGGACACAAAGGGUGUUAUUUUCUACAGUUUGGGGUUUUGUCGUUGAACAGGAUCUGUUUGUUGUGACUGACGGUAGAUAGGGGCCUCGCUAGCAACGGGGCAGUCACCGAUGGUGAGUGCGUCGGCGUCUGCGUUGCCGUGAGUGUUUACUGGUCGUCUGCGCAGAGCGUGGUCACUGGCUCGUGUCGUUGUGUGUCUGGAACGUCGCCGAGGUAUUUAUUUAACAAAGUGCUUGUACAAAACGUAUAGAACCUGUAUAGGCGGGGUAACGUGGGUGGAGCGUACCCUGUCGACUUGUUGGUUACGCAGGCUGUGAGUGAGUUGGCGUAUGUGAGGGCGACGGGAUGCAAUUUAAUCGAGUGUGAAAUGCCAGGGGGAGUCGAGUUUGUUGAUACGUAACGAGACUAACGACGUUGGGGCGAGAGCCAAGUAUAGGGGGUUGGGUGAACAGCUGUGGCCCGUUUGUCGGGCACGCGUUGUGCGCUUAAAAAAAGAUGUACAUUUCUGCGACGACCUUAUUGCUGCUGCUGCUGCUGCUGCUGCUGCUGCUGGUGGUGGCGUUUCCGUGUGCGUGUUUGGUGCACGUGUUGUCGAUUUUAGCAAUCAGUAACGAGUGACCGGAGGCAGAGUGCACACAGAUGCCGUAUUCGCAUGUAUAUUGUUUUGUUUGGUAAAUAUGCAACUUAAUUUGUUGGGAGGGGGGGAGGGCUGGUACGCGGCACAUUAAAUCUUGUUUCGUUGAAUGCUGGAGGUUGGUAGUCGCCCGCCUUUUAGUUUGUUGAGAGUCGUGGGGGGGGGCAUGCGUGACACCAGCUUGGAAGAUAUAUGACAAUGUGUAAAUGUUGGAAACGGCUUCAACUCAUUGUAGUGCACGAUUGACUUGGUGACUAUGUUUGUUUGGUGCUGCCCCCAUGUGGCAGCCGUGUUCGAUCGGUGUUGCCCUCACGUGGCAGCCAUUUACAAUAAAUGCUGGCCCCUCUGUGGCAGUCAUGUUCGAUCGGUGUUGCCCCCUAUGUGGCAGCCAUGUUCGAUCGGUGUUGCCCUCGCGUGGCAGCCAUGUUCGAUCAGUGUUGCCCCCAUGUGGCAAUCGUGUAUGGUUGAGGCUGACACCCUCAUGGCUGCAGUUGUUGCAUUGCCUCGGUAAGCUGUGUCUGUUUUUUCACUUCCCGGAACUAUUUUUGCAGGAAGAGCCACAAAUAUUUUCUCUGAAAUCCCAGGAUUUUUGUACACUGCGCAUGAAACUAGGUGACGUGUGUUAAUUUACAGUGUCGGUUCAUAGGGUCGUUUUUUUAAAAUAUGUCUGUACGAACCACUUGUAUAUUCUUUAUAGGUUGCAGGCUAGUGUUUGGCAAUGCUUUGUCAGCAAUUUACGUGUCUCUAAAGCUUUCGUAAAAGUCCGCCAGAUGGGGUUAGAAUACUGUGCCUAUACAGGUUUGCAUCAAACUUGCACGCCAGUAUGGAAAUAUAGGUUAUAAAGAGUAGUGUAAUGAGUCCGUAGUAGAGGGGUGUCUCUUUUUGUGAGGCGUCACGGGGAAUAUUUCACGUCCGGAUUGCUUUUUUGUAAGAAAAUCUGCUUUCAGACGAUUUCGUCUUAAUCUUAUUGUAGACAGUCUGAAGAAGUAAUGGUCACUAGAAGCUGAUACUUGUGAGUGCUAUCUCUCCUUAUAUAGUAACAUUCAGUUUAAACCAGUGGUGUAAAUCCGCUCUCUUUUGUUGCACGAAUGAAACUGGCUAUUUUGAUCAACAAAAAGGGGGUGUCAUUUGCCACAUCUACGUGUUAAACAGUGGGUCAGUCAGCAGCGGCAGUGUAUUACUUGUAGCUGUAUGUACCAUGGCCACUGACAGUAAGCUUAAGGUGAUGUUAACUGGACUAAGCUAUACAUGUGUGCAUAAGGCUGUUCUCCUUGGGUUACGUGGUACUUGACGUGCGCAGCGUUGGUAUAGCUAGUGGUAGAGCGCAGAGGAAAUGUAUUUCUAUGGGGAUGAAUCUAUCCGGUGGGAACGCGUCGUUGCUGUGCAUCUGUAAGCCUGCAUUUGGAUUUCGUGAAGGGUUGCCUACUCUGUGAAUAUAUCCCACUGGUGUUACUGUUGCGUUACCAUCUUAUAUUGUGAAUAAAAUAAUACAGGCUUUGAAAUUGUC